GUCACAAACUCCAACACCUCCAACCCUCCCCUCCCGGUUCACCACCUCCUCAUUUUUCUCACCAUCGCGAACAUCCAUUUUUUCCAUCAAGUGCGCGAAAGAAUCCGGGAGCAAAGAUGACCUCGAUCAUACGCGCAGCAUCUAACGCUAUUCCUUCUAAACUUAGGCCUGUACUUCUCGUGUUUUUCAACCUCGUGCUCGCUUCUGGCCUUAGUUACCUCGCCAAUCCAUGGAUUGGCCAGGACAUUAUGGCCGUUGAACGGCCGAUGACCACUUUAAACGAUUAUAUGGGAGUGGUCGGGUGGCGUGUUGUGGAGGUUCUGGGUUACUGGAUAGGUGGAUGGGAUGGUAUGGCCAUUCGGCUUCAUCACGAGGCUACGACAGUCCGCUAACAAUGCACCUUUUCUCCCGCUCUAGCCUCACAAGCAGCCUGUCUAGUUACGCUCACUCUUUCGCCUGCGCUUCACUAUCUACAUACAUACCAGCCAAGCCACUCGCCGCUCCUUCCGACGCUUACUGUGACCACCGCGAUAGACGUGUUGUCGAUCUACCUUCCUCUUCGCUUCCUUCGCGCUUCGCCCAGGGGCCCCACAACACCCUUCAAGCAGGAUUCUAAGACCGAUACGACCCGUUUUUUAACAACCCUCCUUUCAUCCAGUAUCUACCAGUUGGUCCUUUACUCGGCGGGCAAAAAAUUCCUUACCUCUUGGCUCUUGGAUUGUGGUUGGGAUUUGGAAUCAGUGGCGCGCGUGCACGACGCCCCGGAAGCGGCACUUCUUGCUCGUGCGGUGAUGAUGAUGCCUGUUGGUUGGGCUGCUAGCGAGAUUAUCUUCUACUCUCCAAACGGAUCUGCAGACUCUACCAUCCCAACCGAUCCCACUCCCGAAGAGAUCAAGCAGGAUUAUACCGGUGUCUGGGGGUUCUUCCUUCGUAUGUGGAUGAACAUAUUGAGCCCCCGCUCGCGCAAGAUCAUCAGGAGGACUUUAUUGAUUGCUAGCUAUCAGGGAAUCAGCUCUGUCGUUGUUCUUGCUGGAAAGGUUAAAGGCGGUGAUUUGAAGGGUGCUGCCGGUGUUAGCGGAGUUUGGGCAGUCGGUACAAUGAUAGUUGGAGCAGUCCUCUGCUGGGUCGGGAGAGUUUAAACACCAAUGUUCGAUGAACAAGAUAGCUUGGGGCAUGAGAUGAUGGGAGAAGAAGAUUGGGGAGGAUUGGUGAGGUUGGGGAGGGAGACAGGUAAGUAAGCUGGUAGGUAGAAAAGGUGAAGGACGGCGUUGGAUUCAGCUUUGGAUUCCCGAGUUAUCAAUUGUCUCUUUCUGAUUUAUAUUUUAUUGAUUUUGUUUU
Tuber aestivum (summer truffle) is the source of this 1338-nucleotide messenger RNA. The record is from the annotation of a GenBank genome assembly. NCBI's taxonomy places the organism in Eukaryota, Fungi, Ascomycota, Pezizomycetes, Pezizales, Tuberaceae.